Closterium sp. NIES-65 is the source of this 1278-nucleotide messenger RNA. NCBI's taxonomy places the organism in Eukaryota, Viridiplantae, Streptophyta, Zygnematophyceae, Desmidiales, Closteriaceae. The record is from the annotation of a GenBank genome assembly.
AUGUUCUCCAUCCACCUCUCGCAACCUCUCACGCAGGUUGGGGAGGGCAGGAGUGUCUUUUUCAGGAAUUCCAGGCAGCAUUGGCAUCCCACCUACGUGGAUCCAGACGUGCCCAGGGUCCUUCUAGUCGGCCCAACCGAUAGUGGAAAGUCCACACCAGCACGCAUGCUGCUGUGUUGGGCGGCCAGACAGCAAUGGCAUCCCACCUACGUGGAUCCAGACGUGCCCAGGGUACUGCUAGUUGGCCCCACUGACAGCGGCAAGUCAACCCUGGCCAGAAUGCUGCUGUGUUGGGCGGCCAGACAGCAAUGGCAUCCCACCUACGUGGAUCUAGACGUGGCUCACAGCAGUGUGACCGUGCCGGGGGCUGUAGCGGCCACGCCAGUGGAAGCACCCCUAGAAGCCAGUGCCAAGACGGUGGAGGAGGCACCCCUGGUGCUGUUCUACGGACACACCAACCCCAGGUUACUGGGUGUGUUGGCCCAAGGGCCACUGUUUCAUGCAGUAGGAUGGGCAGCAGCAGGGAUCAUAGCGAACAGCAUGGGAUGGGUGGAUGGGGCUGGUUACCAGGUGUGUGUUGAUGGGGCUGGUUACCAGGUAUGUGCUGAUGGGGCUGGUUACCAGGUAUGUGCUGAUGGGGCUGGUUACCAGGUAUGUGCUGAUGGGGCUGGUUACCAGCUGCUGCUGCACUCCAUUGAUGCCUUACGGGCCAACGUGGUGCUUGUGUUGGGGCAGGAGCGGCUCUACAGCAUGUUGUCGGAGCACUAUCGAAGCAAAGCAGCAGCUGCUGCAGCGGAUGGUACCCCUGCCGGCCAUGCAGCAGCAGUGGAGGUGGUGAAGCUUGUGCGGUCCGGAGGUGCCGUGUCCCGCCCUUCCAAGUUUAGGCAGAGGUUGAGACAAGCAGUCAUCAAGGCAUAUUUCUAUGGGCCAGAGCGUCAGUUUUCACCUCAUUCAAGCACGGCCAGCUGGUCAGAGUACACGGUGCUGAGAGUAGGGGGAGGGCCGCAGGCACCACAGUCAGCGCUGCCUAUCGGAGCAGCGAGGGUUUCAGACCCACUUCGCACUGCACUGGUGGUUCUUUCUCGAGAGCUGGAGCAUCAUGUACUGGCAGUUUCACAUGCCAAGGAGGAGAAGGACGCUGUUACAGGGAGCAUCGCUGGAUUCAUCUGCAUUACGCAAGUGGAUAUUGCCAAGGGCAAGAUUAUGUUCAUAGCACCCAGUCCAGGGCCACUACCAGGGAAGAUUCUCCUCUUUGGCUCCCUGACAUGGGUGGAAUAG